UAUUUUUGGGAUUAUAGGUGGAGCAUAGUUUUCUAAGGUUGGUGGAAGGAAUCAAAGGGAACCAGUUCGCAGACAUGGCAGAAGGCGAAGAUCUCUUUGGUUUCAUUGCAAUCAUAGAGAAGCAUGUGACGAAUAUAAUCCACACCACCAAGUUUCAAUGUUCACAAGCAAAAAUUUCUCUCUGCAAGCAAGCUUCGUGGAAAUUGACGGCGAGUUGCAGCUGCUUCAGCACCUGGGUCUGCAUUGUUUGAUCGUGAUCAUGGUGAUAUGGAUUUCUGUGGGGAAGCUUUGAUUGAAUUUACCCUUCUGCUCUUUUCCAUUUGAAGAUUGACUAUCAAGAGUAGCUUUACCUGAGAAUUCCAGAGAAUUAAGCUGAAAAUGGAGAGCAUAUCGAGGUCUGAUGAGAACUGUGACCUAGGGUACCCACCUUCGCCUUCCUCCAUGGAUCAUCAGAUGGUGAGAGAGGGUUCGUUUGCGUACGAUCGAUCAAACUCAGAAAUCUCAGGCUUUUCAGAGUCCACAGACGACAAGCCUGGCAACGAAGAGCCACCCGAUUUAGUAGUUCACAUAAUUUGUGUUUUCCGGCAUGACAGUAAAGAAACGAACUGUUUAACUCCCAUGGCAAUGAGAAUGAAAACAAAUAUUGCAGAACUUGAGAUGAUGAAGGAAAGGUUUGCAAAGCUCUUGUUGGGAGAAGACAUGUCUGGAAGUGGCAAAGGAGUUUGCACUGCAGUCACAAUUUCCAAUGCAAUAACCAACCUCUAUGCUUCUGUGUUUGGUAAACAUCUGAGAUUGGAGCCCCUGCAUCCUGAGAAGAAGUUGAUGUGGAAGAGGGAAAUGGAUUGCUUUCUGUCUCUGUGUAAUAACAUUUUUGAAUUCUUCACAUCAGAGAGCCUACGAGAUGGAACAACAGUUGGGGUGUUGAGAACCAGGCCAAGAUCAGAUAUCUGCAUCAACCUACCUGCACUGAGAAAACUCGAUGGUAUGCUCCUGGACAUAUUGGAGAGCUUUCAGGAUCUAGGAUUUUGGUAUGCAGAACAAGGGAGCAUGACAUGUAAUGCUACGCGAUCAGGCUCGUUCAGGAGGGUCGUGCAGCCUCAGAGAAAGGAGGAAAAAUGGUGGCUGCCGGUUCCAUGUGUUCCUCCUUUCGGCCUCUCAGAGAAGUCAAGGAAACACUUGCGACACAAGCGCGACUCUGCUAAUCAAAUUCACAAAGCGGCAAUGGCCAUCAACAGCGCCAUUCUAGCUGAUAUGGAAAUUCCUGACACAUACAUGGCAUCGCUCCCUAAGAGUGGAAAAGCAAGUGUGGGCGAAACAAUUUAUCGGUGCAUGUCAACCACAGAGAAUUUUUUGCCUGAGCGUCUACUUGACUGUCUCAAGAUAAGUUCUGAGCAUGAAGCGCUUGAGCUUGCAGACCAAGUCGAAGCCUCAAUGCAUACUUGGAGGCGAAAAGCUUGUAUGAAUCAUUCGAAGUCCUCGUGGGACUUGGCAAAGGAUUUGAUGUCUAACGUGGAUCGAAGUGACAAAAAUCAUGUCUUGGUGGAGAGAGCAGAGAUCUUACUCUUCUGCUUGAAGCAGAGGUACCCUGAACUUUCGCAGACAAGCUUGGACACUUGCAAGAUCCAAUACAAUAGGGAUGUGGGGCAAGCAAUUCUAGAGAGCUAUUCAAGGGUGCUGGAAGGUUUGGCAUUCAACAUUGUUGCUUGGAUUGAUGAUGUUCUAUUUGUAGAUAAAACCACAAGGAGCCAAGACCAGUAGAAGCCACAAAAACUUUAGAAUUCCGAGCGGUAAUCUCAUUAUGUGGAGUCAGUUAUGUAAAUUCUAACUCACCGUUCAAAGAGAGAUCAUUUCCCAAGAAUCCAAAAUGCCCUACCUGGAAGCCAAAUUUGUUCAAUGUAACAUCAGAAGGCCUUUGGUAUCCCAGAAAAUAAACCCAAAAAACUUUUCAAUUUCUGUGCAGUUUUGAUGCUUUGAAAGUUCCAAUUUUCCAGGGAAAAUACUUUCUAGGAAAGAGAAUUUUGUGUCCCAAGCACAGAGCCAGUUUCUCUUGAAGCCAAUACAAGAGACAUGCUAUAUGUCUACCAUGAUCUUAGGGCUUAUUAGGUCAAGUUCACAUUAACAAUGUCCACUAUCAUCUCAAUCUUUCCAAAUGCCCAUUUUCCAGAGAAUUAAACAACUUCUGCCCCGUUUGGUUCGGCUUUAGUUUUCAUUUUUUGUUUUUAAAGAUUUCUAAAAUUUUUGAAAAAUCUUUGGAAAAUUUGAAAAUAAAUAAA
Messenger RNA from Diospyros lotus (date-plum), 2273 nucleotides. Its product is annotated as rop guanine nucleotide exchange factor 3-like. Lineage: Eukaryota; Viridiplantae; Streptophyta; Magnoliopsida; Ericales; Ebenaceae. The record is from RefSeq and is a predicted model, not a curated record. Gene Ontology annotation, molecular function: guanyl-nucleotide exchange factor activity.